AUGGCGGCCGAAGUGUCAGAGACAGACCAAUUCAUAAAGCAGGUCAGCGGCCGGAAUACGCGAGGCCUGCUUCGUGUCAUCAUCCUGUGUCUGAUUGCGGGCGCUGCUGUUGCUAGUCGUCUGUUCUCCGUUAUCCGCUUUGAGAGCAUUAUUCACGAAUUCGAUCCGUGGUUCAACUUUCGAGCAACGAAAUACCUCGUUCAGAAUGGCUUCUACAGCUUCUGGGAUUGGUUCGAUGACCGAACAUGGCACCCUCUCGGACGAGUUACUGGUGGUACCCUUUACCCCGGUCUGAUGGUGACCAGCGGCGCCAUCUAUCACCUUCUCCGCUUCCUUACGCUCCCCGUUGACAUCCGUAACAUUUGCGUGCUCCUCGCACCGGGCUUCUCAGGCCUCACUGCCCUCGCAACGUACCUCCUGACCUCCGAGAUGGUCACGUCCCCCUCCGCCGGUCUCCUAGCCGCCGCCUUCAUGGGCAUCACCCCGGGUUAUAUCUCGCGAUCCGUCGCCGGAAGUUACGAUAACGAGGCUAUCGCCAUUUUCCUGUUGGUAUUCACCUUCUUCCUCUGGAUCAAGGCAGUCAAGAACGGAUCCAUGUUCUGGGGCGCGUUGACGGCGCUGUUCUACGGAUACAUGGUGUCGGCGUGGGGUGGUUAUGUCUUCAUUACGAACUUGUUACCGCUGCAUGCUUUCGUGCUCAUCUGCAUGGGACGGUACAGCCCCAGGUUGUACGUCAGCUAUACUUCGUGGUAUGCGCUGGGCACGCUUGCUAGCAUGCAGAUUCCGUUCGUCGGGUUCCUACCCAUUAGGAGUAGUGAGCACAUGUCCGCGCUCGGCGUCUUUGGUCUCCUCCAGUUGGUUGGAGGAGUUGAGUGGAUCCGAACUCAGCUCCCGAGCAAGCAGUUCCAGACGCUUCUCCGCGCGCUUGUCCUAUUCAUCUUUGUCGUCGCUUUCGGGGGCCUUGUUCUCCUGACGGUAUCCGGCGUCAUUGCUCCUUGGACUGGCCGUUUCUACUCUCUUUGGGAUACCGGAUAUGCGAAGAUCCACAUUCCCAUCAUUGCCUCCGUCUCCGAGCACCAGCCGACCGCGUGGCCUGCCUUCUUCUUCGACUUGAGCAUGAUGAUCUGGCUGUUCCCGGCCGGUGUUUAUAUGUGCUUCCGCAAGUUGACCGACGAGCAAGUGUUUAUCGUCAUCUACGCCGUGCUUGCUAGUUACUUUGCUGGUGUCAUGGUUCGUCUCAUGCUGACUUUGACACCCAUUGUCUGCGUUGCCUCCGCGAUGGCCUUCUCGCAGAUCCUUGACACCUACCUAGAUGCCAAAACACCAAAGGCUGCGCCCAAGGAAAAUGGAGACUCAAAGGAUGCUGCCAAAGUUGCUGCGGCCGCAGUGCUUCCAGAUGGUCUUCGUUCCACUCGCCAGCCUCUUGUCGGAGUUUACUCGUACGCCUCGAAGCUCACAGUUAUGGGAGCUUCGGUUGUCUACUUGCUUUUGUUUGUACUUCACUGCACUUGGGUCACUUCCAACGCCUAUUCCUCGCCCUCAGUCGUGCUUGCAUCCCGCCUCCCUGACGGCAGCCAGCACAUCAUCGAUGACUACCGUGAGGCCUACUACUGGCUCCGUCAGAACACCCCUGACAACGCCAAAAUCAUGUCCUGGUGGGAUUAUGGCUACCAGAUCGGUGGUAUGGCUGAUAGGCCGACGCUUGUUGACAACAACACGUGGAACAACACUCACAUCGCCACUGUGGGUAAGGCUAUGAGCUCCAGGGAAGAGGUCAGCUACCCGAUCAUGCGCCAACACGAGGUCGACUACGUCUUGGUCGUUUUCGGUGGUCUCCUCGGAUACUCUGGUGACGAUAUCAACAAGUUCCUCUGGAUGGUUCGCAUCGCUGAAGGUAUCUGGCCUGAGGAGGUCAAGGAGCGCAACUUCUUCACGCCGCGAGGCGAGUACCGCGUGGACGACGAGGCCACCCCGACCAUGAAGAACAGCUUGAUGUACAAGAUGUCUUAUUACAACUACCACACGCUGUUCCCGGCUGGACAGGCUACUGAUCGUGUUCGUGGAGCGCGGCUCCCUGCCCAGGGCCCCGAACUCAGCACGAUUGAGGAAGCCUUCACCAGCGAGAACUGGAUUAUCAGGAUCUACAAGGUCAAGGAACCCGACAACUUUGGACGUGACCACCAAAGCGCCACGUCGUUUGACAAGGGCCAUAAGAAGAAGAAGGCACCGAAGAGGAAAGGCCCGCGUGUUCUAAGGGUCGAGUGA
Molecule: messenger RNA, 2265 nt
Organism: Didymosphaeria variabile
Lineage: Eukaryota; Fungi; Ascomycota; Dothideomycetes; Pleosporales; Didymosphaeriaceae
Gene: STT3
Product: oligosaccharyl transferase stt3 subunit
Exons: 4
Coding region: 1-2265 (754 amino acids)
Biological process (GO): post-translational protein modification
Cellular component (GO): membrane
Molecular function (GO): dolichyl-diphosphooligosaccharide-protein glycotransferase activity
Source: RefSeq, a predicted model, not a curated record